AUGAUCAAGGUCAAAGUUGAGAACCAGCAUGACUUCAGGGACAUGGCCAGCAUCGUAGCCAUGGCAAAAACCUACGCCACCAGCGAGCCCUUCAUCGACUCCAAGUAUGACAUCCGAAUCCAGAAAAUUGGCAACAACUACAAGGCUUACAUGAGGACGUCCAUCUCUGGGAACUGGAAGGCAAACACGGGUUCUGCGAUGUUGGAGCAGAUUGCAAUGACAGAGAGGUACAGACUGUGGGCAGACGCCUGCGCAGAGAUGUUUGGAGGUCUCGAUAUCUGCGCUGUCAAAGCUGUGCACAGCAAAGAUGGAAAGGACUACAUCAUCGAGGUGAUGGACAGCUCCAUGCCCCUGAUCGGGGAGCACGUGGAGGAGGACAGACAGCUCAUUGCAGAUCUGGUUGUUUCCAAAAUGACCCAGCUGGUGCUCACUGCUGGAUCCAGCCCGUCCCCACUGCGGCCCUGGCCUCCACAAGUUCAGCCUGUGUCAAUGAAAUGUCACACUGGAGCUCAGCUUGGACAGCUGUCACAACCACGGCCUCCUCCCCAAG
Molecule: messenger RNA, 550 nt
Organism: Malurus melanocephalus (red-backed fairy wren)
Lineage: Eukaryota; Metazoa; Chordata; Aves; Passeriformes; Maluridae
Product: synapsin-3-like
Exons: 5
Biological process (GO): neurotransmitter secretion
Cellular component (GO): synaptic vesicle membrane; synaptic vesicle
Molecular function (GO): ATP binding
Source: RefSeq, a predicted model, not a curated record